UUUUUUUUGUUUCUCCAACAGAUGCGCUCUAACCAAACAGAACCUAAAGAAAUUAUUAAAUCCAUCGUGUAACCUCCGCGGACUCAAUCUUCCGUCGUUAACGGGGCUGAGUUGUCAUUCAGAAGAACAAAAUCCGAUUCAAACUCUCGAAAGAAUCAUUCGCUUUCAUUCUUCUUUCUCCGACCUUUCGAUACUGCAGUCCCACAAACAUGACCACUCCCCACGAUCCAGCCACCACAAAACACGCCGAUUCGUCCCCAGCCACCCCUCCCCCGACGGCUCCGCCGGUGCCCGACGUCGAGAACCAGACUGCGGCAUCCACCCGGUUCGGCGCUCCGGCGAUUUUAAGGCGCUGGAAGAGGGAGGAUUUUCUGAAGAGAGGCUCCAUAGGUUUGCGGGGAUUGGCUUUGGUCUGUUCUCUUCUUUCUUUCGUCAUCAUGGCCAGCAACAAGCACGGCGAUUGGAAAAACUUCGAUAAAUAUGAAGAAUUCAGGUAUACGUUGGGGAUAGCCAUUUUGUCGACUUUGUAUACAGGAGGCCAAGUUUUGCGGCAAGUUCAUGAACUAUACACCGGAAAUUUCAUGUUCUCGCGGUGGAGCACCUCCUUGUUCGACUUUAUCGGGGAUCAGGCUUUGCUUCUAGAUGGAAAAUAUGAGUUGGAAGCGUGUAUAGUAAUUUCGACAUCAUUGAUGACGCUUUCAAUAUGUGUAAAUUGAGGUGGGCGCCCCCAUGUGAACUGAAAAAAACGUGAUAAGAGUAAUCCAAUAGGGUUGGGGUUAAUAAGUGACAAGUGGGGCAUUCAGAUUUUAGAAUUCAGUCCUUCCAAAUUGUUAGACUGCCAACUAGUCAACGACUAAAUCUCUCAGCAAUACCUCAUUCUUUGAUUUUCGUGAAUGAAAUUUUGUGGGUUUGCAGAUUGUGGCUUACUUACUGAUCUCUUCAGCGUCAGCGGCGGUUCCCAUGACAAACAGAAUGAGAGAGGGGGCAGAUAAUAUAUUCACUGAUUCA
Molecule: messenger RNA, 1008 nt
Organism: Vitis riparia (riverbank grape)
Lineage: Eukaryota; Viridiplantae; Streptophyta; Magnoliopsida; Vitales; Vitaceae
Product: CASP-like protein 4B1
Exons: 3
Coding region: 210-716 (168 amino acids)
Source: RefSeq, a predicted model, not a curated record